AUGUUUCGUGCACGGCGGCUGGCGGUAUUACCGCACCGGUGCCACACACGACAACAAGAACAACAACAAUUGUUAUUAUUAUUAACAUCAUCAUCAUCAUCUUCAUCAUCUUCAUUAUCAUUAUCUCAACAGUGCCGUCACUAUACACCUAUUUGGCAGCCGGACCCUGCGGUCAAUCACGUGACAUCACUCCGAGAUGAGGAUGAAUGCCGUACAUUAUGGGGAUCCACAUCAUCAAAAACAAAAACAACAAAAACAAAAAGAAAAGGAGAAGAGGGAGAAGUAAUCACAGCAGCAACCGCAAAAGAAACUCUAUCACGAGCAGGAGUUCCCAUUCCAAACGUGGCUGCUGCUGUGGAAGCUUGGAUUCGCUUUGGGAAUGAUCCCGUACUUCAUACCGCUAUUCCUGUCAUGCAUGAGGGACAGUAUCUACCUCCAACCAUCCUAACAACAACAACAACAAGAACAACAUUAAGAGGAAAUGCCUUAAAGGGAGAAGGAGAUUCCACACUUCCACAAUCCACUUCACCCUUUGCAUAUGCAGAAGAUUACAUGGGAACAAAUAUGGUGUUUGGUUCACCAGAGCAUGUAAAGGAUAGUGUUACGGUGUGGGCCAAUUACUUUGAACGGCGUUACACCAAUCAACUUCGACAAUCUCGCCGUACAGUAGCGAAUCAUGUGGGUUUGGUAAAUGCACCGGAAGUCUUUACAGAUGAAGCGGAUCGUCCAGAAACAAAAUGGUCUCAAGAUACUUUUUUCCGUGAACGUGCAUACAUGGCAGAGAAGUUUUUAAAAGAAAAGGUUUCCAAUAUGCAACAGUUUGAACGUGUAUUGAAACGAUCAGGUGUAGAUGCUUAUAUAGCCUUUCAUGAUGCCUUACAACAACAAACACAAAUGUUGAUUCCACUUCCAUCGCCAAGUAUAUGGCACUAUGAAGGAGCCCGUCGUACACAAUGGGCAGAGAAAUUUAUUCCUCUUUCACAAGAAUCUUUACAAUUCUUUGAAGAAGUGCUUGCUGCGGAUUUGCAAAGAUUACACCGUACACCAGAGAAAAUUCUUCAAAGUGUGUCUGCUGUAUUUGCAGAAGUUGGUAAAGUGUUGGUGCGACGACAUCAUAGAUGUCUUAACGGGCGUACAUGGUCAAGUCUUACAUCAGAGGAAAAAGAUACAUUUUGUAUGAAGGAAGUAUGGCGUUGGCAACAACAAGUGAUAACAGGAGACUUUGACCCAAAAGGUGAAAUGGAAAACUCAACAGAAGAAUCCCCAGAAUGGCAAAGUGAACAUGAUACUAUUAUGCAACUUAUGAAUACUAAAAUAGAUGAUCUAAGUUUUACAGCAUUAGACUUUUGGAAACAUACAUUACGUUGUGAAGAGAUGGAAACAGAACAUAUUCAUACAGAGAAACGUAUACGUGAUAUCAGUGCAGCUGCAUGGAAGGCAUUAUAUGAUACCACACCUUUUGAAAUGAUAAUAAAUGGAAAGGUAGAAUCUAUUGCACGUGGACAACUAGAUAUGAGUGCAUCUGUAUUUAGACCUUAUAGUAAUGAUAUUUGGUGUCAAAUAAAUUAUGCAAAGUUUGGGGCUUCCACAAUUACACAACAUACCACCACUGCACGUAGACAAUUACUCUUUUUUCAUGCUGGCUCUUUAAAGGAAGUGGCAGCAACGGCAACUUUAUAUUAUGCCACUAAACCACUCAGUCAUUCUUUGGAUUACUCUUCUCCUUAUAAAUAUCGUCGAUCACUGGUUGGAUUAUGUACAACCUACGGUGUAGAUAUGGCUCAUGCUACUCAACGACCACUUCUUCUUAGUGCCGCCCAUCUCGCCCGUGCGGAGGAUUUAAUUCGAACAGUCGUCCUUCAAGCGGCUCGUCCAUUUGGUGAACGUCGACGGGCGGCAAUCAAACAACGCCGGACAAAUUAUCAACGACUUUUGGUGCCGGUAGAAAAGGUGGAAGUUUUCGCUGCAAGAGCGGCUACAUCAGAUUUACUCACAAAAGGGGCAGAUCCAGCAGAGACAUUGGAAGUGAAAAGAGAAAAAGUAAAUAUGUGGCCACUUGGAUCUAGACGAGCGAUAUCCUAUGAUUGGCAAACUUCACAUCUUGAAAAAUUAAAGAAAGCUAUGCCGGAUAUGGGAGUUCCCUUAACAGCUCAGCGUGUGAAAGAUAUAGAUGCUAUUAAACGAUCUGCUUUUUUGGAGAUUUCACUUUGGCGCCGAGUUACACCAGAAGAGAAGAAACAACGACGUGAACAGUUAGAGAAGGAAAAACAACAUGUAGAUGAACUUGUACGAACGAUUCCACAACUUGCACAGGUGCAAAAAUACGCUAAUUCUCUUUAUAACCGUAUUGAAGAGAAGGUAUUAUUGCCUAUUAAUAAUACUACUACUACUACUACUACUAAUAAUAAUAAUAAUAAUACGGACAAAAAGGAUAAUGUUAAUGUAAAGAAUGAUUCUGAUGAUGAUUCCAUGUGGGAGUUUGCUGUUAUGUUAGAUGAUCGUAUCGUUCUUAAUGUAGAACAGGAAGUAGAAUUAUAUCUUCCUUUCGCAGAUGCAAAUGGUGUACCACUUCCUCAAGGUGAGUAUCGGGUGCGGGUACGUGCAUAUGAUACAGAUAUAAAUCCCACACUCGAUCCCAUACGCUGUAGUGAAUCCUUCUCUACACCUUUGCAGGUAUUUGAUGCACUUCCGCAGCUUAUUGAGCAAUUCUUUUCUUCUUCCUCUUCUAAAUCAUCAUCUGCAUCAUCCAUAACGCAAAUUCCAGGAUCUAUGUUUAUUCCCUUCUGUGAGUUUCUGCGUGAGGCUGGUGUAGAAGUACCACUACGGUGUGAAUUUGAGGCUGGUCAAGCCCUUUCCUCUGGUGGAGAUGUAUACAUGGACUACUUUCUCCACCUUCUUCGUAGUAGUGGUAAUAGUAAUGGUGGUAUGAGUGCUGCGAUAGAUGAAGAUAUAUCAAUAGCGGAUAGUGAUUUAUUAGAGCCAUCGUGUGCGGCGCAUUGGGCAGUUCAUCAUCCGGGAGCAACAGCGGAGGAAUGGGCGGAGGCCCGACGUCGUGUGUUAACAAGAGCAUGGCGAGAAGAAAGAGAAUGGUGGUGGGAACUCAGUAAAGGAACAGCAAUCCCAUCAACAUCAACAUCAACAGGAAUGGGAAGAGGAAGAGGUGUGUUGGAUACCGCAGAUAUGGCAACAGCGAGUACAAAUAGUGGAAUGCGUGGUGGUCUCACUCUUCCUUCACUUCCCGCAGCUCGGCGAGAUGAAAUUCUGCGAGUGACUACACUUACAGCAACGGCGGAGUAUACAAAUAUGCGCAGUGGAAUUACAGCGGUGUGUGAUGUAGACGGUACAGGCGCCGCCGUAUCACUUCAACUCACCAACACGGACUAUAAUAAUCAUAAUCAUAAUAAUAAUAACAAUAAUGAUAAUAAUAAGAGAAAUAACAGUGAUAUGUGUGAUAUUGACGAUGCCCUCGCUACUGCACAGCAUGCUCUUCGAAGUGCACAAGACCGUCACAAUACACUCGCUGCCUUCCGUCUCGGUACACUUUCUAAACAAAGCCAAAUGCUUCUCUUCUGUGGUAUUAACGCCACAGAGUUUGCCGGUAAGUACGCCCGCACUUAUGCCUAUGCGUUUACAAAGGCAAAGAAGGAACUUGCAGAAGUGGCGUUGUCGGGUCGUGUUGUGCCUGGUGUGCGGGAUGGACCGGCAGGUAUUUCCGCAGAUGAGGAGCGUCUCUCAGAGCGGGAGAGUGUUGAUCGCUUUGCAUCUUCCACACAUCCCGAGCAGCGCAAGACACAGUUUGUUACACGUAUAGGACCAGGCGGUGUGCCGAUGGAAGAUCCCACACCGGAACAGAUGUCAGAUUGGGGUAGAUGA
Molecule: messenger RNA, 3873 nt
Organism: Trypanosoma theileri
Lineage: Eukaryota; Euglenozoa; Kinetoplastea; Trypanosomatida; Trypanosomatidae
Exons: 1
Coding region: 1-3873 (1290 amino acids)
Source: RefSeq, a predicted model, not a curated record